UAUUCAGUCAUCAUGCUCACAAUCUUUACUUAGCAGUAUAGCACGUGUCGUUUCCACCAUGGCCACCCAAAGCCAGAAUAUCUGCUCGUUACCAGAAGAUCUCCGUUGCUAUCUUCUCCGCGGAAAUACCAUGGUGCCACUCAUACCAGCCGACCAGCUACCAUUCCAACUCAAGGGGAUUCCGCGGCAACUUACACAUCGUCAAAUGUCAGACCAGGGCUGGAAGCUAUUCAAGGAAACAAAAGACGCGCCCUCUGUGCUUUCAGUCCAAGCACCCAUUCCCAACGAUAGCCCCUCGCACUGCUCUCCAGAUGGGAAGCCUCAAUAUCUCGCACCUGACCACAACGUCCGGACUGAAUCACAGAACACAAACAUAGCUCUUGGCUACUCAGGCCGGUUGUCGCCGCAGACACUAGCAGCUGGUACAUACGAAUGCCUAGGCACGCCGUCCACCACUCGGUCUGAACGCCAGUCGUCGCUAGCUGACGCCGUGUACCAUAGGGAAGCCCAGCGAUCUGGGUACAACAACUCUAACCCCGGCCCAGAACCCUCAAAAAAAGUAUAUUGUACACACUGGAUAGCAACUGGCGAAUGUAGAUGGAUGCACACAGGGUGCAAAUACAAGCACGAAAUGCCUGGGACUGAAAAGCUCCGCGAACUAGGUUUCACCCGCGGCACGCCCAGGUGGUGGAGGGAGAGAAAUGCUGUUUCUCCUGCCAAGCCACUAACUUGGAUGCAGCGCAAAGUAGGAGGAAGAGCAAGAAGUCAAAGUCUAGAGCCGCCUGCUGAAAAUAUGCCUCCUGCACGAUCAUUCCCAGAUGCUCUGACGUUCCGCGCUCGUAGAUCCGAAGACCGAUAUGCACCCGGCAGCGAGGUAGUACAGAAACCUGGUGGUGGCGUUUGCAAGCGGCAAGGUUCAACUGAGCACUCACCUGCAUCAUCUAUUAUAACGCCGCUACUAGUAGCCCAAACCCCCAACCUCAUAGAUCUAGACGACACUCCCCUCCCCCCACCCGGCCCCUCGCAAUCCCAACCCUCGACCGCAGAAUCAAGCGAGACAUGCACCCCUCAUUCCGACGCCUCCUCUUCUUCCCCUCCUACCCCACCCUUCGUACCCCGCAAGACCCCGCUUACCAAGACCUCGCGUCUCAAGAUCAUCCCUGUGUCAUCUUCUUCUUGCCCUUCUUCUUCUUCGUCGUCGUCGUCAUAUCAGGAAGAUAGUUCGGACAUUGACACUGAUGCUGACACUGAUGACGCUCCCGCUGCCCCUGUCGCUACUACACAUCGACAGCGCCGCUCUAAGCGUGAUACUAGCGCUCCAAAUGUUACGUCGGCUGCCAGACGUGUGACGAGGUCUGAAGCAAAGUUUAGUCUUGCUAGUUCAAAAUACGCGGUCAAGAUGCCUAGGGUUCAGCGGGAGGUGCGUGGGGAGCUUGAUAAGCGGAAAGGCUGAGGUGUGUGAGGUGAACCGGUAGGGGAAGGGUAUGUUUAGUAGGACUGGGUGUAUCGUCAGUGAGUAGAUGGAGUUAUGAAGACGAGUAUAGAUUCUACAUUUACAAGGUUCGACUAGGUUCUUUUUCUCGUUAGGUAGGCUAGAGUGUAUACAGAUAGUUAUAUUCAAUGCAUAAUAAAUUAUUGUUUUCUUUUCCGCUCACAUGUU
Bipolaris sorokiniana ND90Pr is the source of this 1660-nucleotide messenger RNA. RefSeq lists its product as uncharacterized. Bases 59 to 1453 code for a protein of 464 amino acids. Gene Ontology annotation, molecular function: metal ion binding. NCBI's taxonomy places the organism in Eukaryota, Fungi, Ascomycota, Dothideomycetes, Pleosporales, Pleosporaceae. The transcript has a single exon. The record is from RefSeq and is a predicted model, not a curated record.